[Torrubiella] hemipterigena is the source of this 1329-nucleotide messenger RNA. The record is from the annotation of a GenBank genome assembly. NCBI's taxonomy places the organism in Eukaryota, Fungi, Ascomycota, Sordariomycetes, Hypocreales, Clavicipitaceae.
AUGGAAUCUACAAGCAACACUCCUGGUCUGGAUAUGACGGUUCUUGGGCUAAACUCGGGAACAUCUAUGGAUGGUAUCGACUGUGCUCUGUGCCGCUUCAGGCAGUUGUCAUCGGACAAACCGAUGCAUUUUGAAUUGCUGAAAUAUGGCGAAAUACCUCUUGAAAAGACAAUAAAGAAACGCGUGAUGGAUAUGAUCUUACACAACAAAACGACUCCUGAAGAACUAUCUGAGGUCAACGUGCUUCUUGGGGAAACGUUUGCCGACGCCGCCAUCAAAUUCUGUUCUGCAAAUAAUAUUCCUUUGAAUUCGGUCCAUGCUAUCGGUUCGCAUGGGCAGACUAUUUGGCUCCUUAGCAUGCCGGAGCAAAGCCAGGUUCAAUCAGCUCUCACCAUGGCCGAAGGCACGUUCAUCGCGUCGAAGACAGGCAUUACAACCGUUACAGACUUUCGCGUAUCUGAUCAAGCGGCAGGUCGCCAGGGCGCUCCCCUUAUUGCCUUUUUCGAUUCUCUCGUCCUUCAUCACCCGACCAAGUUUCGAGCGUGUCAGAAUAUUGGUGGCAUAGCCAAUGUCUGCUUCAUCCCUCCAGAUGAAGAUGGCAAGUUAAACCAGGCGUUUUUCGACUUUGACACGGGCCCUGGAAACGUCUUCAUCGAUGCAGCUGUUCGAUUCUUCACCAACGGUAAGAGAGAAUACGACAAGGAUGGUGAGAUGGGCCACGCCGGAAUCGUGAACCAAGACAUGGUGGACGAGUUCCUCACGACGCACCCGUAUUUUGCACUGGAUCCACCCAAAACGACGGGCCGAGAGGUCUUUAGAGAUAGUAUUGCUCAGGAUAUGAUUUAUCAGGGCCUAGAGAAGGAGAUGUCGCCUGAGGACAUUGUCGCCACGAUUACAAGAAUCACAGCUGAGGCUAUUGUUGACCACUACCGCCGAUAUAUGCCUACGCAAUAUGGUCCCCUUGCCGAAAUCUACAUGUGUGGUGGUGGUGCCAAGAAUCCAAACAUAACCGACUAUAUUCAACAGAAUUUCCCAGAGACCAAAGUCGUGAUGCUGGACGAGGCGGGGAUUCCAGCUGACGCAAAGGAGGCUAUUACUUUUGCAUGGCAAGGCAUGGAAGCUAUAGUAGGGCGAAGUAUCCCCGUACCAGACCGAGUUGCUACAAGACGACCGUAUAUACUGGGUAAAAUUAGCCCUGGAGAGAAUUACAGGCAGGUCAUGAAGAUGGGAAUGUCGUUUGAGCCGGGUAGCAAUCAUCUGCAACCGGUGGCAGACUUGGUCAACUAUGUCAACGGUAUUGUAUUUAAUAACAAAAAAGAGGAAUAAAUA